AUGUCGGAUGAGGUUCUCCACCUCGCAGUUGGCAGGUCUACCGCGGCGGAGGUGUGGCACUCGGUGUGCACGGCGCUAGGAUCCACGACUCAGGCGCGAUGUCUGAACCUGCUUGGACAGUUCCAGGCCCUUCGACAAGGUAACGCCACACCCACAGAAUAUCUCGGCCGGGCGGAAUUAUUGGUAGAAGCCCUUGCGCAAGCCGGACAGCCGCUCACCAUGUCCGAACAGAAUUUGUAUGUCCUCCGUGGAUUGCGACCAGAAUACCGCUCCUACGCUGCUGCCCUCACCGCCAACACCCCGGUUUCCCUUCCUCAGUUAGCUGAUUAUUUGCAAGCUGCUGAUUUCAUACUUGCAGAUGAAUUCGGCGCUGGUGGUGGCAAUGGAGGAUCGACGCACGCUGCUUUCUACGCUGGCCGGGGUACUGGACAGAAUGGCCGCGGCAGUUCUGGGCAGAAUGGUGAUGGCGGAGGUCGGAAUCAUCGCGGCGGCCGAGGCGGGCGCAACCAGCGCGGUGGUCGAGGUGGGCGCGGUGUGCCGAGGUGCCAAAUCUGCAGGGCUCAGGGGCAUACUGCGGUGUAUUGCUACAAAAGGUACACCACGCAACCGCCGGCUCAGGCACAUGUCGCGGUUUCGGGAGAAUCGCCGGCAACCACCCCACCACCGUCCGAAUCGUGGUAUCCCGAUACGGGCGCUACGGCACAUGCGACCCCGGAUGCAGGCAUGCUGACCACCUCGGAUGAAUACAAUGGCCCGGACACACUCCGGGUUGGGAAUGGUACAGGUUUAGUAAUCUCUCGGGUUGGCGAUGCAUCAAUCCCGUCUGAGUCUAAACAGUUGUUUCUGUCAAAUGUGUUACAUGUCCCUAAUUUAACUGUCCCAUUAUUGUCUGUCCAGAAAUUUGCCACUGAAAAUCAUGUGUUUUUUGAAUUUCACUCAAAUUGUUUCAUUGUGAAGGAUUCCAACACCAAUGCAAUAUUGCUUAAAGGUCCUACCUCCGGAGGCUAG
This is a messenger RNA of Ipomoea nil (Japanese morning glory), 1008 nucleotides long. RefSeq lists its product as uncharacterized. The record is from RefSeq and is a predicted model, not a curated record. Lineage: Eukaryota; Viridiplantae; Streptophyta; Magnoliopsida; Solanales; Convolvulaceae. The transcript has 2 exons. The coding region runs from base 1 to 1008 and encodes 335 amino acids.